Molecule: messenger RNA, 723 nt
Organism: Choloepus didactylus (southern two-toed sloth)
Lineage: Eukaryota; Metazoa; Chordata; Mammalia; Pilosa; Megalonychidae
Product: membrane-spanning 4-domains subfamily A member 4A-like
Exons: 7
Coding region: 4-723 (239 amino acids)
Cellular component (GO): Golgi apparatus; membrane
Source: RefSeq, a predicted model, not a curated record
GAGAUGCAGAGGGUCAACAGCAACAGCUGGACACUCGAGGCAGGCAAGACAGAGGGAUUUGCCAUCAACCUUCCUGGGAGUGAGAACAUUGUCCAUCCAGGACAAUGGAGGCCUUGCCCCCCAUUGGAGGCCUUCCCCGCCAGUCCACAGAACAAUCUGCUCAUUUUCCUGAAGGGGCAGCCCCAGGUCCUGGGGGUAGCCCAGAUCAUGAUUGGCCUGAUGGAAUUGUGCUUAUGGGUGACAUCAUUGGCUUCUUACACUGACUUUUCUUUCGGAAGACGUGACUUAUACUUGGUUGUCAUAACUGGCUAUCCUGUUUGGGGAUCCUUAUUUUUCUUCACAUCUGGAACAUUGUCCAUUGCUGCUGGAAGGAAAGUGACCAAGGGUCUGAUUCAAGGCAGCAUGGGAAUGAAUAUAAUCAGUGUCAUUAUAGCAGGGAUAGGGAUUUUUAUUCUGACUGUGACUGCAAUGGCUACCACUGAAGGAAAGAAUGAAUAUUGGCUUUCUGAAGAGCAUCUUGAUAUAAUUCCUCUUUGGCAAGGGAUGGUAACUGUGAUGCUGAUUCUCUGUGUGCUGGAAGCCUGCAUUGCUUUGUCUCUCUCCAUAUUGGGGUGCAAGGUGGCCUGCUUUGUCAACCAGGUGGUGGUUUACUUACCAUCUCAGGACAACGUGGCCUCGGUUGCUUCUCCUGAACACAUCUAUGAUGAUGUGAUCUUCCAAUAG